Messenger RNA from Truncatella angustata, 1509 nucleotides. RefSeq names its product aldehyde dehydrogenase. The transcript has 2 exons. The record is from RefSeq and is a predicted model, not a curated record. Bases 1 to 1509 code for a protein of 502 amino acids. NCBI's taxonomy places the organism in Eukaryota, Fungi, Ascomycota, Sordariomycetes, Amphisphaeriales, Sporocadaceae. Gene Ontology annotation, molecular function: oxidoreductase activity, acting on the aldehyde or oxo group of donors, NAD or NADP as acceptor.
AUGUCUGGGCUUUCUGUUGACUUGACCGCUCCCAACGGGAAGAAGUUUACUCUUCCAACCGGUUUGUUCAUCAACAAUGAGUUCGUGAAAGCUACUGGUGGAGGCAAGAUUGAGAGCAUUAACCCCACCAACGAAGAAGUCAUCUGUUCGGUUGAGGCAGCCUCAGAAGAAGAUGUUGACAAGGCUGUGAAAGCAGCUAGAGCUGCACUCAACGCCGAGUCCUGGAGCGAGUUGCCUGGCACGGAUAGAGGUAUCCUCAUGAACAAGCUUGCAGAUCUAAUCGAGGCCGACAAAGAAAUCCUGGCCACCAUCGAGACUUGGGACAAUGGCAAGCCCUACACUGUUGCCCUGGAUCUUGACCUUGGUGAGGUUAUUUCGACCAUCAGAUAUUAUGCCGGUUGGGCCGAUAAGAUUUUCGGACAGACAAUCCCCACCACGCCCAAGAAGCUCGCUUACACCCUGAAGCAGCCCAUCGGUGUUUGUGCACAGAUCAUUCCAUGGAACUUCCCUCUGGCUAUGGCUGCUUGGAAGCUGGGUCCAGCCUUAGCCGCUGGCAACACUCUAGUUUUAAAACCGGCGGAGCAAACACCCCUCUCAAUUCUCUACUUAGCUAGUCUGAUACCCAAGGCUGGCUUCCCUCCUGGAGUCGUCAACGUUGUGAACGGGUAUGGUAGAGAGGCUGGCCAUGCACUUGCUGCUCACUUGGAUGUCGACAAGAUUGCUUUCACUGGUUCCACCGCAACUGGCAAGCUCCUUAUGAAGACUGCUAGCAUAAACUUGAAGAAUAUCACAUUGGAGACUGGCGGCAAGUCACCACUCGUCGUGUUCAAUGAUGCCGACCUUGAGCAAGCUGCGAAAUGGGCUCAGAUUGGAAUUAUGAGUAACUCGGGACAGAUCUGCACAGCCAACUCCAGAUUAUUAGUUCAAGAAGGUGUCCACGACAAAUUCGUUGAGGUAUUCAAGGACGUUAUCUUAAAUGCUAACAAGGUUGGCGACCCGUUCGAGGAGACCACUUUCCAAGGACCACAGAUCACCAAAGCACAAUAUGACAAGAUUUUGGGCUACGUCGAAACCGCCAAGUCCGAGGGGGCAACACUUACAGCAGGCGGUGUACCAUACAAGGGAGUUGGCCAGGGCAAAGGAUACUUCAUCGAGCCGACCAUAUUUACCAACGUAAAGAGUGAUAUGACGAUUUACCGGGAAGAGAUCUUCGGUCCAUUCGUCAGCAUUGCGACCUUCAAGACCGAGGCCGAGGCCAUCGCCAUGGCAAAUGACACGACUUACGGCCUUGGUGCGUCCGUCUUCACACAGAAUCUGGAGGUUGCCCAUCGUGUGGCAGCCAAGAUUCAAAGUGGAAUGGUGUGGAUCAACAGUUCUAACGACUCCGAUUAUCGUGUCCCAUUUGGUGGUGUCAAGCAAAGCGGCGUUGGUCGUGAGUUGGGAGAGGCUGGUUUGUCAGCCUAUACUCAGGAAAAGGCGGUUCACGUCAAUCUUGGAGAGAAACUGUAA